Molecule: messenger RNA, 2404 nt
Organism: Frankliniella occidentalis (western flower thrips)
Lineage: Eukaryota; Metazoa; Arthropoda; Insecta; Thysanoptera; Thripidae
Exons: 7
Coding region: 276-1685 (469 amino acids)
Molecular function (GO): protein binding
Source: RefSeq, a predicted model, not a curated record
CACUUGUCUAUUUUCUGCUAACCUUGCAGGUGUUCCUGGUUUGUUUGUGUUACUGUGCUUAUCUUCUGACCCAUCUGCUGUAUAUUUCCUAUAUUUACAGUUCAUAAAGUAGUUGUCUCUCUCCAAGAGUGACAGUACUAUGAUGUUAAAUCCUUUCUGGUGUCAAAUGACAUUAAUAAUUGUUUUAGUGACAAGGUAAAACGUAAACAUAGAUCCUGGAUACACCACCACCACCACCAGAUUCCUAGAAAGAUCAUAUUUUAAUAUCAACAAACAUGUGGAAGGCAAUCUCACGCUCAGUGUGUGAGGUAGUUGAGAGACGUGUUGGUUUUACAGCAUUCAGAAGUGAUGCACCAAACAGGAAUAGACCAGAUGCAACUCGUGGCAGGUUGUCUUGCCAUGGUCAGAUAACAAACUUGAUUCCACAACUGAAAACCUAUUGUCCUCUCAAACACCUACGAUCGUUCAAGCAUAAAGAAACUAGUCAUGAACAGACCAGAGAGCGCCACCAACAAAAAAAUAAAAAUCAUGCUCGGUGGAAUGACCCUCCUAUUAAUGCUUGUUUGGGUGCAAUGGGAUGGAGCACUGCCUUGGUUCUUGGUUGGUAUCUGAGCCAUCCACUUGGUAAGCGAAUAUUCGGUGAUUCUCACUUCAGGGAAGUAAGAGUGCAUUCUCCCCGGCACUUUUCUAUUGGACGAACAGUAGAUGCUCAAUCACCCAUCCAACCUUUCUCAAUUCGACCAUUGAGCUAUAGUUCAUCAAUUGAGGAAAAAAGCACUUCAAACAGCUUUCAUAGCAGUUUUACAUCCUCAUCCAGUGAUAUUGAUGAUGUGUUUGCUCAUCAAAGAGGCCCCUUCACACCUGAGGAAGCAUUGAAUGAAGUCUCACGCGUGUUUGAGGCAGCAAGCCGAGCCUUAUCAGGUGAUGUUGAAAACAAACUGGGAAUGGUCUGCAUGGGAAAAGGUCAACAUAAUGAGGCCAUGAAGCACUUCCGAAGGGCUUCACACCAUGAGCAUGCAAUUGCUGCUUACAACUUAGGUCAAUGUUAUGAGUUGGGUUUGGGAACACCUCAAAACUUAAAAAAGGCUGCAAAAUGGUACAAAAUAGGAAGUGACCGUGGACAUCCUACAGCCAUGUUUAAUCUUGCUGUCUUCCUUGCUAAUGGUUGGGGUGGCUUAUGUGAAGAUCAAAAUAGAGCUCGCGAACUUUUAGUCAUGGCAUCAAGCUUGGGCUUGCAAGAGGCAAAAGAUGCCCUUCAAAUUAUUGAUGGAGUGGACUCUCAGCAAAGACCCCAGCAGUACAACAAAAUUCAAGAUUCAACAGAAGAAUUUCUUGAAAUGAUUGGUGCAUCUGCUAGGAAGGAUAAAGACACUCAAGCUGGUGUAAGGUUCCAAGAACCGUACACUUAUCUGAGCCAUUUGGAUUGGUUGGAUUUAUCGUCAUCCUCCUCCUCCCCAUCUCCUAACGUUAGUGAGGAUUUGAUUGAGGGCUCAGAAGAAAGUGAUUUGUAUUCUAGUUUGUGUUUGGAAAAUGAGUGUUCAUUUUCAUCGAACAGCCAGGGUAGGGUAAGGAAAAUCAAGGAUGCCAACGGUGACACCUACUACUAUAUUGUUCAUUGCAGCUCUGGCUCUGAGUCUUUGGAUGAAGCAGCUAAUCUGAAACCACGUUAUAACCCCACUGCUUAGGUGGCAUAAAUGAAGAUUCCAAUGGUUGAAUAUCAAAAAGACUUGUUAUGUCUAGGUAUUUACUUAGGUGGAUAUUUACUUUUAUUAGCUAAACAAUUGUUUCUUGUGUUAGUAAUCAACGAAUAUGCUGUGAACCAACUAAUUUUUAUAGUAAAUAUUUCAUUGUAGUACUUAGUAUCUAUCUCAUUUUCUCUUUUGUGACAAGUUUCUAUAAUUUUUGUCUUCCUUUAUUUGGUCUAUUUCUUUCCUCCUGUUGUAGAAUAACUUUUUAAAGUGCCAUCCCAUUACAGACUGUUGAAAAUGAGAAUAUGUUAUAGUUGUGGGUUAAAUGCUAACUGCUGUGAUUUUGAUUGGAUACAAGACAUAUUUGAGAAACAGAUAAUGUACUUACUACUCUCUUAUAAAUAUCAUUGAUUGAAAUUUAGGUUUGAUUUUGAAAUUGUAUUUCUAAGAUGCUAAAAAUAAUAUGUCAAAAUACGAGUUGGCUGAUUAUUCACGCCCAGUUUGGUAGUCAUGCUAUAUCGCAUGCAAGCGUGCGUGCGGGUUUGCCUAUCGUCGCUGACAACGGUGCCUUACGGCUUACGGCCCCGUUGCAUUGGGUAGAGCAUAACCACCCGAGUGAGCGGGGUUAUUCAGCCAGCUCGAAUGCCAAGCCUUAUGAUUGUUGUGUUGGUGUGUUGAUGGUGGUUGUUAACUGAAAUAGAUGGUCCCCAAUUCAA